AUGCCUCCGCGACGGAAACGGCUCCCUGCGAGUCCAUUUGCACGGGGAUACACACCCCAAAUGAGAGCGGCCGUGGACCGAAUUCCAAUCCCAAACGAAAUUAAAUGUUGCGUCUGCAAGCGGCAUCGCCCACAGUCCCAGUACUCGAAAAACCAACUGGGCUACCUCCGCCGGGCAAUGUUCGAUCUUGGCUACAAUAGCGUCUAUGACCAGCAGGUUGCUAAGUGUGGCCCAUGCACGAAUGCCCAGGUUUGUGAGGAGCUCUGUCAUCGUUGCGGUCACUACCGUGCCAUUGACCAAUUCGCCAGAAACCAACGCAAUCGCGACAGUCCGAUCUGCCAGCCCUGCAUGAACUACCAGAUGUCCCUCGAUCCUGCCGAUCAACCUCUGGCGAUCACGGACAAGGCUGUGGUUGAGGAUCAGGUAGAGGAGGAUGAUGAGGAUGAGGAAGAGGAGCUCAACUCUGAUUCUGUGGCUCUGUCUGGAUCCGUCGGACAGCCCGAGUCUGUCGAUAUCUUUGGCUCUACUGGUCAGCCCGAGAGUUUGGAGCAGGGCAUCGAGACAGCCCUCGUCCUGCACGAUGAUUCCACUGAUAGUGAUGGCAAUGAGAGCCGGAACGGAUUUGCAAGAGUCAAGGCGCACCGUCCUCGUCAGGCACCUGUCCCUGAGCCCGAGCCCGCCCCAGGCUGGGCAUCCGGUACUCGCAAGAUCAAUGAUGGCACUCCUUGGAAAGGAGGAAGGUAUCUCUAA
Penicillium psychrosexuale is the source of this 750-nucleotide messenger RNA. RefSeq lists its product as uncharacterized. The coding region runs from base 1 to 750 and encodes 249 amino acids. Lineage: Eukaryota; Fungi; Ascomycota; Eurotiomycetes; Eurotiales; Aspergillaceae. The record is from RefSeq and is a predicted model, not a curated record. The transcript has 6 exons.